AUGGAUCCAUUGGAAGCAUUGCAGAAGUAUGUUGCCAAGGAAGUCAAAUUCCAGGAAGUGCAAUAUGUGAGUUUGUAAAAAUUAUAUAUUUUUGAAGUUUUAUUGAUUUAUUUUGCAGAAUAAUGAAAUAUAUUAUGCUUUCGGUGACAAUGCAUAUUUAAAAAACACAUUGACUGGAAUUCCCGUAUGUUUUUUUUAAAAAAAAUAUCGGAAAUAAACAGAUAUUUUCUAGAUUUACGGUAAAACCGAUGAAUACUACACAUUGGAAGCGCUUCUUCUCUUCUAUCAAAGUUUAUCACUUGGCCAUGGAGUUUAUGUAAAAGAAGCGGCUUCUCGAGAUGUUCGUGCCAUCACAAGAAUCGACAGAAAAAGUGUUCAAGAAUUGUUGGAAGGCCGCAGAGGCGAUAUUCCAAUCAAUACAAGUCUUCCAACUCAACCGCCCAUCUCUUUGAGAUCCAUUUUAAGCAGUGAACCGGAGUCUAAACGUGCGAAACUUGAUGAAGAAGCUCUUGAGUUAGUUAUUAACGUGAUUUUUUCAAAAAAAAAAUGAAAAAUUUGCAGAGAAGAACAGCGAAGAAAUGCGCAAGCAGCUCAAGUCGAAGUUCGUGCUCUCAAUGAAAAUCUGACAGUCGAUCGGAUCGCUGAGAUGAGAAGAAAACGUCAACUUCACCAGAAGAAGAAUAUUGUGGCCACAGAGUAAGAAAGAUUUUUCUGUGAAUAAUUUCAAAAAUAUUUUUUUUUCAGUGAAAGUGCACCUGGUGGUUCAUCAUUGUCGUCGUCGACGAAAGAAAUUCCGAAGGUUAGAGAGCAUCGGACACGGGAAAAUGUGAUGCUUGGAAGUCGCGAUUUGAGCGGCGUUUUGGAUAUUAUUCAAGCCGCGCAGGUUUGUUUUUUUUUUUGUAGAACUCAACUUCUAAAAUGAGUUAUGACGUGGCAAAAUCGAAAAUUUGGGAUUUUAGGAGGUCAAACCUAGCUUUCAGAAUAGUUUUCAUCAUGAAUUUCAGAUUUCGAAAGCUAGUUUGACCUCCUAAAAUCCCAAAUUUUCGAUUUUGCCACGUCAUAGCUCAUAUUAGAAGUUGAGUUUUGCAAUUUUUGACAUCGGAAUAAUGUUUGGCAGGUCAAAAACUAAUAGAAAACAUAUAUUUUAUUAAAAAUUACAUAAAAUUCAUGUUGUCUAGUCAAUUUUGACCCGCUGAUCACUAUUCCGAUGUCAAAAAUUGCAAAUCUCAAGUCCUAAUAUGAGUUAUGACGUCGCAAAAUUGGAAAUUUGGGAUUUUAGGAGGUCAAACUAGCUUUCAAAAUGGUUAUGACUUUCAGAUUUUGAAGGUUUCUGAAAAAUCUUUCUGAUUUCUUUUUAGUAGUCCAAAAGAUUUUUCAGAAACCUUCGAAAUCUGAUGAAAACCAUUUUGAAAUCUAGUUUGACCUCCUAAAAUCCCAAAUUUUCGAUUUUGCCACGUCAUAACUCAUAUUAGAAACUGAGUUCUGCAAUUUUUGACAUCGGAAUAGUGAUCAGCGGGUCAAAAACCACUAGAAUUUUCAAUUUUUCCAGCGUCAAUGGGAAAUCGAGGAGAAAAAGGAAAAAGUGGCUGCGAUUCACGCGACAACUGGACACGGAAAUCAUCCAUCUUCACACUCUCAUCAACAAAAUCAGCAACAACAACAACAACAACAAAAUCGAAGUGGAUAUUCUCGUUAUGCACAAGAAUCGUUUGCUACUGUAAGAUUUUUAUUUAAUUUUUAUGAAAUUAAUGCUGAUUUUUGCAGGAAAAAUCACACGAAUUUCAAACCGAUCAAUCUUUUAUCGGAAGUAAUUUGCAUGCUUUGAAACAAGGAAAUGGGGGGCUAAGUGAGUUUUUUGAAAAACCCAAAGAGGAUUUUGUAAGCGAAAAUUUCUUUUAUGAAAAUCCGCAUGUUGAAAUUCUGAACAAUUUUCAAAAAUUUGUAAUUCACCUCAAAAUCAACCGCAUUUUGAAGCUUGAGUGGUCCUCUUUGGAUUACUGUAGAGUCCUUAAUUCAAAGUUUGAUAAUACAGUGCGCCCAAUAAAUAUAGGACACCCCCAGUUUUCAUAGUAAUUCAGUGAAUGGUAACUGAUAAGAAAAAUCUGUUAAGUGGAGUCAACUCAGGACCCAAAAUAACCCCCGGAAACCAACUUUGGUCGAAUAUGAGAUCUUUCGUGAUACCGAACCAUGAAAUCUGUGAUUUUCAAGCGCCCAAUAAAUAUAGGACACCCCCAUCAAAAAUCGGUUUUGUGACUCGAUAUUGCUAUAAUUUGAUUCUGAGCAUGUUUAUAACAUGUUGUUAAUGUAUUUCCUAUCAUUUCCUCUCAAAAGAAAUUGCCACGUGGCGUUUUUCUAACAGAUCAACGCUCUUGACCGUAAAAUCUCAUCAUGACAGAAAUUUUCGAUUUUUUCGAAUGAAAUGUUGUUUUUUAUGAUUUUCUUGAGUUUAAAAAUGAUAAACCAUUUAAUUCCAACAAUACCCACUCAUUUCUGAUCAUUAGAUCUGCAGUUAUGACAUUGCUGAUUUUCCGAUCUUACGAUGUUUCCAUCUAGAACUUCGAUUUACAUGAUUUUUUUUCGACAAAAAAUUGUCCCGGAGUAACUUUCUCAUGUUUUGAAUACAUUCUGACGAUUUAUUCUUAACUUAACAUCAUUUAGCUGAUUUUAUAGUGAAUUUUCAGAAAAACAACGAGUUUCAGUUAGUUUUCCAUUGAAAACUGUUAAAUUUCAGUAAAUCCGGAUUAAUCAUUGAGAUACGGCUACUAGGGUUGUUAUGAUAUUUGGAAAUAACUGUAUUAUUAAUGAGUAACAGUUCUCUGAAGGUUUUGAAGAAAAAAUUGAAGUAUAUUCGAAGUUCUAGAUGGAAACAUCGUAAGAUCGGAAAAUCAGCAAUGUCAUAACUGCAGAUCUAAUGAUCAGAAAUGAGUGGGUAUUGUUGGAAUUAAAGGGGGGGUAAGACGACAAAAUUUUUUUGUCGCAAAGUUAAAGGCUCCCCAAAAGUAGUAAAACCUCCAAGGGAUUUUUUCUGGAAACGUCCAGAAAAAAUGUUCCAUAAACUAGGUACCACGUAUAGGUAUACGUUGAAUUUAUUCCAUAAACUUUCGGUCAACGUAUACGUUGAAAAAAGUUCAUGGAAUAUUUUUUUCGGACCUUUUUAGGCCUUUCGAGAAAAAAUCCCCUGGGGCUUUUACUAUUCAAAGGGAGCCCGAUUCAUUGAGCAAAUAAAAUUUUGUCGUCUUACCCCCCUUUAAAUGGUUUAUCAUUUUUAAACUCAAGAAAAUCAUAAAAAAUCGAAAAUUUCUGUCAUGAUGAGAUUUUACGGUCAAGAGCGUUGAUCUGUUAGAAAAACGCCACGUGGCAAUUUCUUUUGAGAGGAAAUGAUAGGAAAUACAUUAACAACAUGUUAUAAACAUGCUCUGAAUCAAAUUAUAGCAAUAUCGAGUCACAAAACCGAUUUUUGAUGGGGGUGUCCUAUAUUUAUUGGGCGCUUGAAAAUCACAGAUUUCAUGGUUCGGUAUCACGAAAGAUCUCAUAUUCGACCAAAGUUGGUUUCCGGGGGUUAUUUUGGGUCCUGAGUUGACUCCACUUAACAGAUUUUUCUUAUCAGUUACCAUUCACUGAAUUACUAUGAAAACUGGGGGUGUCCUAUAUUUAUUGGGCGCACUGUAGUACUCUACAGUAAUCCAAAGAGGACCACUCAAGCUUCAAAAUGCGGUUUUGAUCGAGUUUUUUCGUUGAGUUUGAGAUGAAUUACGAAUUUUUGAAUUACGAAAUUCAUAAGCUAUUCCUCAUAAAUUGUCAAUUUUAGAGCCAGUUGAACCAUCUCCAAUGCGACAAAGUGGAAGUUCGAAUAUCAUGUCGAAAUCGCCGAUGAAUAGUGGUUCUGGAGGAAAACGACCGUCUCGAACACCGAUUAUUGUUGUGCCGGGAGCGUUGACAAGUUUGAUUACGAUUUAUAAUGCCAAGGAUAUUUUGCAGGUGAAUUUUUUGAGGGUGGUUUUUUUGUGAAAUAUAUCUGAAAAAUUAUGAAACCUAUUUUUCACGGGGUUAUUUUUAAACUCAAAAUCUCAAAUUUUUGACAAUUGGGAAUUCUAUGCCAAGAAGCCGCGCCUAGAGAAUCUAAUUCUCAAGCAGCCGCGCCUUGAGACCCGCAUUCUUAAGAAGCCGCGCCUAGAGAACCUUUUUAGUCUUGGAUCGGCUCCUAGAGAUCCACCCUGUCAAGGAACCGCGCCUUGAGAACCUAGAUGUCAAGCAGCCGCGCCUUGAGACCCGCAUUCAUAAGGAGCCGCGUCUAGAAAUCCUAGUUGACUAGUAACCGCCCCUUCAGACCCUAGUUCUCAAGUAGCCGCGCCUAGAGAACCUUUUUGUCUUGUAUCGGCUCCUAGAGAUCCACUCUGGCAAGGAGUCGCCCCUUCAGACCCUAGUUCUCAAGUAGCCGCGCCUAGAGAAUCUAAUUCCUCAAGGAACCGCGCCUAGAGAACCUUUUUGUCUUGAAUCGGCUCCUAGAGAUCCACUCUGGCAAGGAGUCGCGCCUAGAGAAUCUAAUUCUCAAGGAGCCGCGCGUAGAGAACUUCUGUCUCAAGUAACCGCGCCUAGAGAACUUAGAUGUCAAGUAGCCGCGCCUAGAGAGCCUUUUUGUCUUGAAUCGGCUCCUAGAGAUCCACUCUGGCAAGGAGCCGCGCCUUGAGACCCGCAUUCAUAAGGAGCCGCGUCUAGAAAUCCUAGUUGACAAGUAGCCGCCCCUUCAGACCCUAGUUCUCAAGGAGUCGCGCCUUGAGAACCUUUUAGUCUUGAAUCGGCUUCUAGAGAUCCACCCUGUCAAGGAGCCGCGCCUUGAGAACUUAGAUGUCAAGGAUCAGCUCCUAGAGAACCUAACUAACCGCUCCUCGAAUUUCCCAAUCCAAAAAAAAAUCUGAAAAUUUCGCAGGAUCUCACAUUUGUCCCAUCUGCCAAGCGAAAAUCUGAAACCAACAAAAAACUAGUGGAUGUCAUAAUUCAACGCGUCAAAAAUGGACAAACUUGUAAGCUUUCAAGAUUUUUUCCACCAAAAAUCUGAUUUUUUUUCCUCCCAGAUAAUAUUCGAGUGAUUGAUCAAGUUGAUAAAUUGACAAAUGAGGAUUAUGAUCGAAUUAUUGCGGUUUUUGCGCAGGUUUGAUUAUUUUUAAAUUGAAAAAAAUGCAAAAAAAGUGUAUUUUUAGGGUGUUAGCUGGCAAUUCAAAGGUUGGAAAUGGAAUGGAGUUCCAACUGAUAUUUUCACACAUAUUCCUGGUUUUCAUUUGUAUUCGGAAAAUGAUAAACCACACGGUCAAGCCAGUCAAUGGAAUGUGACUCGAAUCCCAGUCGCCGUCACAAAACGACACACAGAUCGCGCGAAAUUCAGCUCAAUGUGGGAGCACAUUGAAAAUUCGGUUCGAAAAACCAAACCGCAUUUGUGUCAACGACUUGGUUUAUAA
Messenger RNA from Caenorhabditis angaria, 5453 nucleotides. The record is from the annotation of a GenBank genome assembly. NCBI's taxonomy places the organism in Eukaryota, Metazoa, Nematoda, Chromadorea, Rhabditida, Rhabditidae.